This is a messenger RNA of Colletotrichum paranaense, 477 nucleotides long. RefSeq lists its product as uncharacterized. Bases 1 to 477 code for a protein of 158 amino acids. Lineage: Eukaryota; Fungi; Ascomycota; Sordariomycetes; Glomerellales; Glomerellaceae. The transcript is spliced from 2 exons. The record is from RefSeq and is a predicted model, not a curated record.
AUGUCUGCGCCAGCGUCUGAUACUGCCUUUGCGCAGCCUCAGAAGCAGCAUGAUGCGGCUAAGCAGCGCAGACCACCCCUCGGCUUCAACGGCAGGGCCAGGCUCAGCCCAGCCUCCCACACGAACCGUGACGACAUGUCUCCCACUUCAUUUGCCUUUGCCUGGGAUCCGAUUGUCAUGCCAGUUGGCACAGACCUGUCGAGUGUCGAGGCAGAAACAGAUGGCACGCGCCAAUGGCCACUCAGUCCUGGUCGAUCUGCCCCGUGCCUUGAAACCCGGCAACCCGCAGCUUUCAGAGAUAUCCCGGCCAACCUACAUGUUCAAAAAUCCAUGCCUCGGCCGGGUCUAGCCAGCAGCGUUCAAGCCCACCAUGGUCGACAUGGCUCUAGCAUGGCUGUCUCUCACAGCGACUGCUCCAAGGUGUUCCCUAGCAAAUCAGUUGGAUGUUGUGGCCCAAGUGUCGAUGACUCUCUGUAG